Molecule: messenger RNA, 2311 nt
Organism: Stegodyphus dumicola
Lineage: Eukaryota; Metazoa; Arthropoda; Arachnida; Araneae; Eresidae
Product: ectonucleoside triphosphate diphosphohydrolase 1-like
Biological process (GO): nucleoside diphosphate catabolic process
Cellular component (GO): plasma membrane
Molecular function (GO): ribonucleoside triphosphate phosphatase activity; GDP phosphatase activity; UDP phosphatase activity
Source: RefSeq, a predicted model, not a curated record
UCACUGGUUGUGACUUCAAAUCAUUUUGCAAUGGGAUAUCACAUGUUUUUUGAAGAAAGAAAGCUGUUCUCUGCAAUGGAUGACAGUUCUAUUUUAUUUUGUCAUAGAAGUUAUUCAUCAGCUGAAUACUAGUGUGCCCUUCUGCCGCAACCAAUGCAGGUAACUCUUCAACCCUUAACAGCAACCGACGGGAGUUCGGUUGUGGUGGAUACAAACCAGGAAGCUACAGCUUCAUCUCUCAUCUCCUCCUACUGUACGCAAAAAAGCAUUGCCUACAGCUCCAAUUUAGCAAUUUUUGAUGGCAAGAAAAGGCCGUUGCCCUCGUACAGCACUCUAGGCUCUUUGGGGAUUACUAAUGGACAGAAUCUUCACAUUGGUUACAAAGAAAAUACCGUAUCACUUUCGGAUCAAUGGCCGCUUCUUGUAGCUCUUGCAGCUUUAGUCAUGGGUCUAAUAGGAAUCAUUAGUAUGUCCUUGGCAUAUGGCUUAACUGGAGGCCGGUAUCCUUAUGAUUAUGGUGUUGUAAUGGAUGCUGGAUCAUCAAAAACAAAUACAAUUUUAUACAAAUGGCAAGCCAAUAAGCACAAAGGUACUGGUUUCGUUUCACAAGAAGACAACUGUUUUGCGAAAGGUGGUAUUGCCAAAAUGGAUCCUAUGAAAUUAGAUCCUGUCAUAAAUUGUGCCAAGAAAGUAACAAAGCAUAUAGAUCCACCAUCUCUCUCUAGAACGCCUCUAUUCUUUGCUUCCACAGCGGGCAUGAGACUUUUAAACAUAACAAACCCUAAACGGGCAGAUGAAAUUCUGGAACAAUUAUCUCUGCAUCUGAACGAGACAGGAUUAUCGGUGAAAAAAAUUGAAAUCAUUUCCGGCCCAGAUGAAGGAAUAUAUGGUUGGAUUACAGCAAAUUUCCUUCAGAAUACUUUGGAAAGAGAGCAGAAAUUCGACCCCUGGAUUCCUACUACGUAUGGAGCUCUAGACAUGGGAGGAGCUUCGAUGCAGAUAGCGUAUGCUUUGCCAGAACAAAAUAAGACGAAAGUGAAAAGCCUGCAACUGUACGGGCAGACGCACAAUGUGUUUUCUCAGAGUAAUUUGUGUUUUGGUAGAGAUGAAGCAGCGAGACGGUAUAAAUUCCUACUGUUGAAGGUUCAAAGUAAAGCUAUUCUUUAUGAUCCUUGCUCACCAAAAGGAUAUAAUCAAACUGUUCAGGGAUCAUUUUUUACAGAACCAUGUACGCAUUCUGCCAUGAAGAUAGAAGGCUUAAAAGAGGAUACAAAUUAUACUUUUGUUGGAACAAGUGAAUAUAGCUACUGUCAGGGUAAUGUGUCGAAGCUUUUGGAUGAUGAUGAGUGCAAAACUAUGAAAUUCAAGGAAUGUUUUAAGAAACUCAGUGGUCUUCCUGGUGAUCAAAAGUACUUGGCAUUUGCGACGUAUUUCUAUACAACGGAUUUUUUAAACUUAACGCAAAGCAGCCUAGAAGACUAUGAGAAAGAUGUAAAAAGUUUUUGUGAAAAAAGCUACGAUCAGGUGAAAAAAUUUGCGAAUAAUGAGUAUGUAGCACAAUACUGCUUUAAUGCACAAUACAUUUAUGAAGCUUUGGUCAAUGGUUUCGGCUUUCAGAACAGCACAUGGAAGAAUAUAAACUUUGUUGGAAGGAUUGCAAAUAAAGAUGUCGGUUGGACCUUGGGUUACAUGAUUAAUGCAACGAAUAUUAUUCCAGCAAAAAGCAAAACACCCAGAUUGGUAUCAAGUUCAGCUUUAACAGUUUCACUUGUCAUAUUUGUUCUUAUGAUCUUAGCAACCACUGUAUUUUUAUUGCAUAAUUACUGUAAAGAUAAAUACAGUAAAGUAAGGUAUGAUAAACCAUAGUAAGAUCUAAAUUAUGUUUAUGUAUUAAUGUAUGAAUAAAUGAUUAAUAUUCAAAUUCAGUUUAAAAGCUAAAAUGAAGGUGGUUUUAAGAGAAUGUAAAUUUAAAUUUUUCUUUGCCAAAUAAGAAUAUGAAUAUUUAUCAAAUAAAUUGUAAAUGAGAAUUAUAAAAUUAAAACUAAUCCUACAUUUAUUUCAAACUGUAACUUACUUUGCAUUAUUUAACGAAAAGACGUAUAUCAGAGUCAUUUAUAAUAAUGUAUUGUUCAACACCAGUGUGGUUGUAAAGCCAUCAAUUAUGUUACAACUUUGUUCAGAGAUACUAAAUUAUGGUUGGUACAGUGACGUAUAAGAAAGUAUACUUGCAUAUAUGUAAAUACAAAAGGCUUCGUGCAAAAUGUCAAUAUCAUCUGUAAUUAUAAAUGCAUUAAACGUUUUAUAUACUAUA